This is a messenger RNA of Alnus glutinosa, 3729 nucleotides long. RefSeq names its product BTB/POZ domain-containing protein At1g04390. Gene Ontology annotation, molecular function: protein binding. The transcript is spliced from 8 exons. The record is from RefSeq and is a predicted model, not a curated record. Bases 70 to 2721 code for a protein of 883 amino acids. NCBI's taxonomy places the organism in Eukaryota, Viridiplantae, Streptophyta, Magnoliopsida, Fagales, Betulaceae.
AGGGAUCAAUUUGUCUAAUUUUAGAGGGAAAAGAAGAAAAGCGCCACCACAUUUGCAUAGUAGCAGAAGAUGAGAUCAUCAAAACACAGAGCAUCAGAGAACAAUCGGAGGAGCAUCAGCGGUCAGAUGUACACCCUCCAUCAGCGUCUCUACCAUGCUCUCAACCUUGGCACCAGCAGAUUUUAUGAUGACAACACAAGGAAAUGGCAGUCUAUGGAUAUUGAGAUACAAAGACAUGUGGUUCGCUCAAUCGCUGCAUUUCUUGAUUCUAUUUCUGGAGAUACAAUACACCAUCCCCUUGUAAAGGAUUCAGUUUCUGAUAUGGUUGGGGCAUUGGUAGGGAUUCUUCAAUAUAGAAAUGGAUCCAUGCUAAAUAUAGCAGCAAAUGUGGUAGAAAAGUUGGUCAACAUUUUACCCAAUUCAAUAGUGCAGCCUUAUGUGUUAGAUCUUGUUUAUCCUCUCUCGAAAUCAUUAUCUUUAAAUCAAGGAAACAUUGCUAUAUCAUGUGUUAUUGCUUUGAAUCUGGUUCUCUUGAAUCUGAACUCUAAGAGUGAGAAAGCAAUUUGGGAGAUUUUGAAAGAAACAAAAACUGUUGCUCAUAUUGUUAGUAACAUACAAGAUACUUCUGGAGGUAUGGUGCCAAGCGAACAUUUUCAAGAGAUGGCUUCGCUAUUGAGUACAAUAUUGUGGCGGUGGCCUCCAUCUAGGUAUCCUGUUUGGACUGAUGCUAAACUGAUGAAAACUUUGGAGGCUAUAUUUGCAAGGCCAGAUUUAUCUGUUAAAGUUGCAGUUUUGAAGUUGUAUUCUGCUUUAGCUUUAUGUGGUAGUGGGGCCAAGAAUCUUAUAGAUAAUGGAGAAGCCUUUCUGCAGAUCACUGUGCAAUGCAUGGGCAGAUCACACCCUUAUUCUGUUCAGGUGGAGGGAUUUAGACUUGCCCAAUGUUUAGUGAGAAAUGAAGAAAACUGUUUGAAAUUGUUGAACUUGUUUGGCGAGCCUGUUGUUAAUGCCAUAGUAAGUGAGAUGUGCAAACAGAACUCACUUUCUGGAAAGGCUGCAAAUGACCAAGUAUCUUUAUUAAAGGAAGCAUGUCGCUUAGCUCUGAUUACUCGUUGGGCAGGCAAGCAUCACAUUUAUUUUUGGAAACAAGGGAUUGACAGAGUUCUCCUUGGUCUUCUCUUAGAAGAUUUUCACGACAACUUAUAUCAACAUUUCUUGUCGUUGGAGGAGCUAAUGUCCAUUGCGCAUAAGGUUCUCAGUUCCAAUUAUCUUCUUGUGUUGAGGGGUUACAUCUGGGAUAUUCUUGGAUGGCUUGCAACACAUUGUGGGGAAGAUUUCAACCCCAACACACAUGGAAAUGAACUCCACCUCAACAUCCUUAUUACAUGUUCAUGCUUGGUCUUUGUGGACGUAAUUCGCAAAUGGUGUCAAAUAUGUCAAAAUGAUGUUGUUGAUGCCUUCAAAAGUGAACCGGCAUCAAGGGCAGUUCUCAUGAUGAUUUUCUCUCCAUGCAAGUAUAUUGCCUCAAGGGCAAGAUUGACACUAUUCGAGAUACUGAAGCCAAAUGGCAAGGAAUAUCUGAAACACGUACUGCAUACCCUAAGUUAUACAGCCUCCGGUAGCAACCUUGGAAUGCCAAAUGUACUUAAAAUUGUCAUUAACUUGAUUGGCUUGACUUGUUAUUCAGGUUUACCACAAUAUCAGAGGAACGUUAUCAAAGGUGAAGGGAUAAAGACACUACUAGUUCUUGUAAAGUGGUGCUUAGAGAAUGAUGUCCAUAUAGGAAGGCUGAGCUUUGCUCCUCAUUUGCAUAAUACGUUCCAUGAGAGGUGUUGUUGCUGGGUUUCUACAGAAGACUGGGAGGGCAAAGACAUUCCUUUGCUUUAUAGUUUGUGGGUACUAGCUGAGUUGAUGCACAAUUCUGGUUCUGCUAGAAAUAUUCUAGACAUAUUUGCUGGUGAGAUGGCAUAUACUGAAGCUGAACUAGUUAGCAAGCUCCAGGAGAUCUGCAUCAACACUUCUACUCCUGGACUCAGAUGGUUUGCUGCUUACGUUCUUAGUUACUUUGGAGCCUAUGGUUUUCCUAGUAAAAUUGGGAAAAGGAUUGGGAAAGGACUCAAUGAGAAAGAAUAUGUGGAUAUGCACCUCAUUCUUACGAAUGGCGAUUCUUUGAGUGUUCAUGGUGUUGUUCUUGCAGUUCAAUGUCCCUCUCUCCUGCCUUCUAAAGAACUCUAUCUUGAUGAGAAUACAUUCGAUGGUUCUUCAGUACGAGACUUUACAAGGAAAUCGUUUGGAGAGGUACGUAAAGAAAUUCGUUUAUCAGCUCAUGUUGAUCAUCAGGCGUUGCUGAAGUUGUUGGAAUAUGUUUACUGGGGAUAUUUACAAGCAGGAGAGGAACUUGUGAAGAAGUUGAAAACUCUGGCUAAACGUUGUAAUGUGCAGCCUCUAUUACAGCUGCUUUCUAGGAAAAGUCCAAAGUGGGGCACUCCUUUUCCAUACUCUGAUCUUUCUUUGGCUCUUGGUCCAGCUGGACUUCCAUUCUCGGACAUCAUCUUGGAAGCUAAAGCAACUGAGCUAAUGUGCUGGACAUGCAGUUUUUGCUCUCUAUCAGUGCCACAUAUGCAUGUUCACAAGGUUAUAUUGUGGUCAAGCUGUGACUAUAUGCAGGCUUUGUUUCAGUCAGGAAUGCAGGACAGAAUAUUGAACGAGGAUUGGAAUGUUUGAAUUGGAAUGUUCAAGGCUACUUUGAACUCAAGGUGCACGCUAUGAGUUUUGGUGGUAGUAACAAGGUAACUAUAUAGAAGUGCUUUAGGGAUCAAAAUAGGUGAGUAAUGUGAAUGACAGCGGCUGAGUAGUUUACAAAAAAACAAAAUUCUUAUAUAGCUAUUGAUUUGUUUUGAUAAUUGUAGGUAAAGAUCUGGAAACCACAUAGUUUGUCAGGUAUCUUAUUUGUACUACAUAAUGAAUACUAUUUAAAAAUAAAAAAAAUAAUAAAAAAAUUUAUGGUAAUAAUGAAUAUCAUUCUUUUUAAGAAUGAAUUUCAGGUAUAUUGUCAAAAAUAAGUGACCAACUAAAAGUGAUGAAUAAAUCAUUUAGUAUGCUUUGACAGCUUUUUUAUGCUUAAAGAGCAUAAGAGUUUUGGCACUUUCGCCAUAAUGGUGCAUGAACAACUCCCUGAUGUGAAAUUGGGUGAUCUGAAGGAGCGUCUACAUUCAUAUAAAGUUAUCUUGAACCAAGGACAUGGAAUGUCUGCACUAAAACUAAAUACAUGUUACGCUUUUUACUCCAAGUAAUAAAUUGAAACCAUUUAUUGCACAUAAUCCCCUAUUAGAAGUGAAUUAAUUUCAGUAAGUGGAAACCUCCCAAAGUUGAUUGGUGUUGCUUCUAUGCUUCUCAAAAGCCAAAUUUCAAGCCAGUUUUAUUGCUUGGCUAGAUGACAGGUACAAUGGAAAUUCACGGGUAAUGUUGCUAAUGUCUUGUCCAGAGCAGUAAUCUAAGUAGGAAUACUCCAUUGCAAUUGCAGGUUUUUUAUGAGAAUAUGGAAGCACAAGCUUUGUUUGAAGCAGUAUUGUUGCAGGCAUAAGAGACGUUCGACUUCUUUCAAUAGUGGGAAUUCAUUCAUUGGUCUGGAUCCUAACUAGUUUUGUUUCGUAUCUAAUUUCGGAUGUUCUGUCUGGUGGUCACAUUGCUGUUUUUUGCAGUUGUGAUAGGAGUCUUCCUCCAAUCCUACUA